Molecule: messenger RNA, 372 nt
Organism: Brassica napus (rape)
Lineage: Eukaryota; Viridiplantae; Streptophyta; Magnoliopsida; Brassicales; Brassicaceae
Exons: 2
Coding region: 1-372 (123 amino acids)
Molecular function (GO): zinc ion binding
Source: RefSeq, a predicted model, not a curated record
AUGGGUAUUCGUGGUAUCCCAGAGCAAUGCGGCUGUGGUCGAAGAACUGGGAUUUACACAUCAAAAACGAAGGAAAAUCCAGGAAGAACUUUCUUUAGAUGCCCAACGUUUCGAAAUGAUCACUUGUAUAAAUGGGUAGAUGAAGCUGUCUACGAAGAGGUUCAAGAUGCAUUGCCUAAAGUUGAUUGCUUUGCAUCGGAUUUGAGGAAGCUCAAAAUGGAGAUAGACAGCCUCAAAAAUGAGGAGGAAGAGUUGAAAGAAGAUCUCAGGAAGGCUACCAAUGAAGUUAAGAAGCUGAAUGUGAUCAUGAAAGUGGGUUUUCUGGUGGCAUCAGUUUCUUGUAUUGUGUUCUUCAUGAGAAAGAGGCAGUAG